AAGUUUUUCCCAGGACUUAACUUAGAUUUUUUACUUAGCUUUAAAAUGCAACUUGACUUGAAAUUGGCAACUCAGCCAAUGACAGAGGACGUUGCUCAAAAUUCUUCUCGUGAUUGCAGACGAAUUUUAAGUGUCUAAGUCAUAGCAAAAAGAAAUUGGAACUUGUACGCAAAGUGACUCAUAAUUGCGUAAUUGUACUUUUGUUUACAUAGUUGUUUUUAAAAUGAGUCGCGAUAAAGCGCAGAAAAGGCAGCGUGAUAUUUGGGUUGAAAAGGAAACCUACACCCUUUUGGAAAACUUCAUUAUCUACAAGGGUAUUUUGAAUGGAGCAUAUUCUUCAUCUGUAACCAAAGAACGAAAAAAUUCGAUUUGGAGAGAAAUAACUGCAACUGUUCAUAAUGAACACCCAGAUUGUACGGAGAAGACCCAGGAACAAGUGGAAAAAAAGUGGAAAAACUUUAUCGCUGCAGCCAGAGUUGCAAUAAGGAACUUCAACAACGGGCUUACUGAGACUGGUGGUGGCCCUUUGGGUGAGGGUGGAAUAUUGAGACCUAUCUACCAGAAGUACUACGAAGAAGUUUUAGGGUUGGACAAUCCUGCAGUAUCUGCAACAGCAAUCCCAGGAGGAAUUGACACGGAUAUUGUAUCUACUCUGACAGGAGAUGUAGCUGCCCAGCAACGACUGGUGCAGAGCCUUGCAGGAAGAAGUGACAACCAUGACGAAGAAGACCCUCUGAAUGAAAACUUUGAUGACGUUUCAAUGCAGAGUGUAGUCCCUCUUUUAACAGUAGAUGAUGAAAAUUUGUCAAGAGAACCUGAAGAAUGUGAAUUAUAUUUGACUUGUGGAACUAGUAAUUCUCCAGGAAGUUCGUUGUCUACUACACCAACACCGGUAACUGGAAUGUUAGCCAUUGAAGGAAGUGAUUCGAUUACUGCCAACUGUACAAAUAUUGAUAAAGGGAAAACACUUGUCGGAAGCGUUUCAGUGGACAGACGGCUUCAUUAUAAUUCAAGUACGCCAACAGUAAGAGUUCAAGGACGUCAAACAACCCCAUCGCCAUCACUAGAACCUCAGUUUCCAACCACUAGUUCUGCUUUCAGCUUAUUAAAGCAGAAAAGAGAAUCUCUUACACUUCGCCAAACCAUGAAAAAGACGAAAUAUUCUCUGUGUGACUUGGGAGAGAGUACUGCUCAAAGUAGAUUGACCGAACAACGUUUAAAGGUAUUGUCAGCAGUAAUGGAUGUUAGGGAGAAAUUGAAAAAUCCAGUAUUAAGGGAUGAACUCCCAGAGGAUUUAAUCGACCUAAUUUACAAUUUAAAGGAAAAUGUCUAGAUUUUAUCAGCUUUUUUAUUGAUUCGCAAUAAUGCUUUCAUUAAUACAAAGUCUUUAACGAGGAAA
Daphnia magna is the source of this 1399-nucleotide messenger RNA. RefSeq lists its product as uncharacterized. The transcript is spliced from 5 exons. The record is from RefSeq and is a predicted model, not a curated record. Gene Ontology annotation, cellular component: nucleus. Bases 224 to 1333 code for a protein of 369 amino acids. NCBI's taxonomy places the organism in Eukaryota, Metazoa, Arthropoda, Branchiopoda, Diplostraca, Daphniidae.